AUGGGUCCCCCGCGCUCUGGAACAGGAAUACAUAUUGAUCCUCUAGGAACUAGUGCCUGGAAUGCCCUGGUCCAUGGCCACAAACGCUGGUGCCUCAAAGUAACACGGGAAGAAGGUGGAAACCAGCAAGAUGAAGCCAUCACUUGGUUUAAUGUCAUAUACCCACGCACAUUGCUUCCAACGUGGCCUGCUGAAUUCAAACCUUUAGAGAUCUUACAGAAUCCUGGAGAGACUGUGUUUGUGCCAGGUGGUUGGUGGCAUGUUGUUCUGAACUUGGACACCACUAUUGCUAUUACCCAAAACUUUGCCAGCUGCACCAACUUCCCUGUUGUUUGGCACAAGACAGUAAGAGGGCGCCCUAAACUUUCAAGAAAAUGGUACAGGAUCUUGAAGCAGGAACGUCCUGAGCUGGCAGCUUUGGCCGAUACUGUGGAUUUGCAGGAAUCAACAGGGAUUGCAUCUGACUCUUCAAGUGAUUCCUCCAGUUCUUCUUCCUCAAGUUCUUCAGAAUCUGGCUCUGAGGAUGAUUCAAGCUCUGGAGCAGAAACGAUGGCCCACAGGAAAAAGAAGAGAAGAACAUGCAGUGGGAUGGGCAAUGGAGACAGCACCACACAGGAUGACUGUGUUAGCAAAGAACGCAGCUCAUCCAGGUGA
Messenger RNA from Staurois parvus, 654 nucleotides. The record is from the annotation of a GenBank genome assembly. Lineage: Eukaryota; Metazoa; Chordata; Amphibia; Anura; Ranidae.